This is a messenger RNA of Sporisorium graminicola, 1350 nucleotides long. RefSeq lists its product as uncharacterized. NCBI's taxonomy places the organism in Eukaryota, Fungi, Basidiomycota, Ustilaginomycetes, Ustilaginales, Ustilaginaceae. The record is from RefSeq and is a predicted model, not a curated record. Bases 1 to 1350 code for a protein of 449 amino acids. Gene Ontology annotation, cellular component: mitochondrial inner membrane. The transcript has a single exon. Gene Ontology annotation, molecular function: ribosome binding. Gene Ontology annotation, biological process: intracellular monoatomic cation homeostasis.
AUGCAGGCUUCCGGUGCGUUGAGAGUCGCUGCUCAGAGCAGCCGUGCUCGAGCGACAAGAAGCACGUUCAACAAUGCCGCCAUCGCGUCACGGUCGUCUUGGUCCUCUAUUGGGCUAGCAACUACACUACGUUCGACACCCACCCCACAGACCUCUUCCGCCACGGCAUUGAGACGGCAGCAGUACCUCUUCAGCGCAGUCCGGUCAUUGCAUCAAUCGCAUACCUUCUUGCAAGCGCAGCAGCAAUCGACACCGAAAACACCGCCGUCGGCACCAAAACCACAGAGCACACAUACUUCUUCCAUCCCUGAAAACACACAGCAGCAGUUGGCAACAAAGGACGCAGCAUCGACGGAAGUCGCCGACGCGAAAUCCAACAAGACAUUGACAGAGAGGGCCAAGGAGCUGUGGGCGACAGCCAAGUACCUGUUCAAGUUCUACUUCAACGGAGUCAAGCAGAUCUGGGCGAACCGUACACUUGUCAAAGCGGUUCAAGCAAGAGUCGCUGGUGGAGGCGCAGCGCUUACUCGCGAAGAGUCGCAAUUGAUACGCACGCACGAAUCAGACAUGCGCAAGCUGCCGCUCUUUCUCUUCAUCUUACUCAUCCUCGAAGAGGCGCUGCCGCUCGUCGUGAUCUGGGCACCGUCGCUGCUGCCUUCGACGUGCAUCUUACCCAACCAGCUCAUCAAGAUUCGUAUGGGUGAGGAGGUGAAGCGCGCCGAGGCGUAUCAGCAGCUCAAGCAGUCCGAGAACGUCAAGCAGCUACUGCCUGUUAUUGAGGUGUCGAGUCGCGGCGCAAAGCUGGCGCAGGCACACAGCGGGGAGGCGGCCGACCUGAUCAAGACACUCUCGUCCGAGGAGCUCUCCAAGCUCGCCAAAGUAUUCUCGUUGUCCACCUGGGGCGGAUCUGCGAUGAUCCGUCGACGCCUCGAUGCGCACAUUGCCUACGUACGUCAGGACGACCAACUCAUGUGCGCCGACGGCGGCUUCAGCUCGAUCCCUCAACACGUCGAUGCGCUUUCCAAGGCCUGCGGCGAGCGUGGACUGCGCUGUUCGGGCAUCGAGCAUCAAGAGAUGUUCGAAUCGCUGCGCAAAUGGUUGCGCCUCACCACGCGCAACCCGGACACACGCAGCCUGUCGGACCACUCGGUAGCGCUGCUUCCUCUGCAGUUGUACAACCCGUCGUCGCUGCAAGAUGUCAAGACCGAGCUCGAGGCGGAAAGCGCACGUGGGUUGAUCGACAAGACGAAGGAUGUUCUGCGCGAAGUGGUCGAAGAGGAGAAGAAGGUGCUCGACCGUGAUGAAAGGGCCAAGUCGGAGUCGCAGCGCAAGCAACAGCAACAGCAAUAG